This is a messenger RNA of Lathyrus oleraceus (garden pea), 530 nucleotides long. Its product is annotated as chloroplastic import inner membrane translocase subunit HP30-2. Gene Ontology annotation, molecular function: transmembrane protein transporter activity. The coding region runs from base 58 to 489 and encodes 143 amino acids. NCBI's taxonomy places the organism in Eukaryota, Viridiplantae, Streptophyta, Magnoliopsida, Fabales, Fabaceae. Gene Ontology annotation, cellular component: chloroplast inner membrane; TIM22 mitochondrial import inner membrane insertion complex. Gene Ontology annotation, biological process: protein targeting to chloroplast; protein insertion into mitochondrial inner membrane. The record is from RefSeq and is a predicted model, not a curated record. The transcript is spliced from 2 exons.
AAUAUCCAUUCCAUCCAUUGCAUCUUCCAACUCCACUGCGGCGUUGAAACUUCAAGCAUGGAACAAGGAAAGCAGCAGCAAAGAACGAUGGCGUUGUCGUUGUCGUCCAAGGGUUUACCGCACCAAAUUCAAAACCCAAUCACCCAAAUUCAAACACGCUUUAAAAACAUCGAAAACGGUGUCAAGCUUUGGCUCUCCAAACAGUCUAUCGCCGUUGAAGCCGCCGUCGUUGCCACCACCAGCGCCGCUCAAGGCGCUGUUAUGGGUGCCUGCAUGGGUACUUUCAUCAGCAACGCUCCCGCUGCUUUCGCUCCACCUCCUAACGCGACUCUCAGCCCUCAAGCCAUGGCUUCUCUUAAACAAGCACAGGCUCUUGCUGGAGGUCCUUUGAUUCAGGCUCGGAACUUUGCUGUUAUGACUGGAGUGAAUGCUGGUAUUUCUUGUGUUUUGAAAAGAUUAAGAGGAAAGGAAGAUGUUCAAUCCAGGUGAAAUUUUAUAACCUAAUCUUCAUGCCCUAAAUUAUAUAUCGU